CUCCUCUCUUUAUUAGAGGCGCUCCUCUGCUCCAGUCUUCAGAGCAGCAGGCGCCUUCUUGGACGUACCCGCAGCCUCGCCAAGAUGAGACUGGUUUCCGUCGUGGUCGCGGUGGCGUGUUUGUUGACAGAAAAUCUAGCGCUUCCAGUGGGAAAAGCGGGGCAGAGAGAAGAUGUGGUAACACGCUGUCUGGUUGAAGUCCUGUCCAAAGCUCUCUCCAAACCGGACUCUCAGCUGGACCAGGAAUGCAAAGACAUUCUCCAAGCGGGGGUUGAACAUUCUCCGCUGGACAAGAAGAGCAUCGAGGUGGCAGCAGCUCGCGGAGAGGUGGCCAACGGUGAUCCUGACGCCGCGGAGGCAAAGGGAGCAGAUGUGAAAGACAUCGAGGCUCUCCUCAAAUCCAUCGAGGAUAAAAGAGAAAUCCCAGAAGACGAGCGCAGCCAAGAAUCCUGGAGUCUGGGAGACGAGAAGGAGAAGAGACACGACACCCAGGAGGAAGAGGAAGAGGAGCGGGAGAAGAGGAGCAGCUGGAGGGCUGGAAGAUACCACCAGAAGAAGCACAAACGUGGAGAAGAAGAGGAAGACAACGAGCGCAGUCAGGAGAGCUGGGGGCUCGAUGAAAAGAGAUCAGAAGGAGACGGAGGUGAGGAGAUAGAGAAGCGGAGAUGGAGGCCCAGAUACCUACAAAGGAAACACAAGAGAGAUGAGGAACCUCUAGGGGACGAGCCAGAGGAAGAGCGUAGCCAAGAGUACUGGGACGUGGAAAAAAGGCAAGGCGCCGAAGAUGAGGAGGAACAACAUAAGCGCAUAUGGAAGCCCACGCAUCGCUACCACCACAAGAAGAAGCUCCACAAGCGCAGCGACGAACCGCCAGAGGAGCAGGACGACGGCGAACGCAGCCAGGAAUCCUGGGGCCUGGACAAGAGGGACUGGAGGGCGGGAAGGUUCCACCAGAGAAGACACAAACGGGAUGAAGAUCUCCCCGAAGAAGCCAGGGAAGAGCCUGACGAGGAACGCAGCCAGGAAUCCUGGGGCCUGGACAAGAGGGACUGGAGGGCCGGAAGGUUCCACCAGAAGAGACCCAAACGGGACGAAGAUCUCCCCGAAGAAGCCAGGGAAGAACCUGACGAGGAACGCAGCCAGGAAUCCUGGGGCCUCGACAAGAGGGACUGGAGGGCCGGAAGGUUCCACCAGAGGAGACCCAAACGGGACGAAGAUCUCCCCGAGGAAGCCAGGGAAGAACCUGACGAGGAACGCAGCCAGGAAUCCUGGGGCCUCGACAAGAGGGACUGGAGGGCCGGAAGGUUCCACCAGAGGAGACACAAACGGGACGAAGAUCUCUCAGAGGAAGCCAGGGAAGAACCUGACGAGGAACGCAGCCAGGAAUCCUGGGGCCUCGACAAGAGGGACUGGAGGGCCGGAAGGUUCCACCAGAGGAGACACAAACGGGACGAAGAUCUCUCAGAGGAAGCCAGGGAAGAACCUGACGAGGAACGCAGCCAGGAAUCCUGGGGCCUCGACAAGAGGGACUGGAGGGCGGGAAGGUUCCACCAGAGGAGACACAAACGGGACGAAGAUCUCUCAGAGGAAGCCAGGGAAGAACCCGAUGAGGAACGCAGCCAAGAGUACUGGGACUUCGAUACUGGAAGGGAAAAGAGAGCCUGGAGGGCCGGCAGGUUCCACCAGAAGAGACCCAGACGGGACGAAGAUCUCUCCGAGGAAGCCAGGGAAGAACCUGACGAGGAACGCAGCCAGGAAUCCUGGGGCCUCGACAAGAGGGACUGGAGGGCAGGAAGGUUCCACCAGAGGAGACACAAACGGUACGAAGGGCUCGCGGAGGAGGCGAGAGACGAGCCGGAAGGGGAACGCAGCCAGGAGGACUGGGGCGUCGACAAGCGCCAUGGAACCGAAGAGGCGGGCUUGGAGAAGCGCACAUGGAAACCGACACACCGGUACCACCAUAAAAAGAAGUUCCACAAGCGAGGCGGAGGCUCGUCGGAGGAUGACGCCGAGCAGGGGGCGGAUUCCGAGGAGACGGAGGACGGGGACGAAGCGACGAGGUAUCUGGCUGAGAAGCGUAAUCCUUGGAUUUACAGAGGAUUCUACCAUCCCGCCUGGUACAAGAGGGAUUCAGAUGAGCAAUCCGCAACCUCCAACAAGAUGGACGAACUGGCCAAGUUGGUGAGCUAUAAGAUGAACCAGCUGGCCAAGAACCAAGAGGAGCCCAAGAGGAGCAUGCACCAGAGAGCACUGACCCCGCAGGAGGGUAAAGAGCUGGAAAACCUCGCAGCGAUGGACACGGAGCUGCAAAAAAUCGCUGCCAAGCUGCAUGACAACAUGAGUGCUUAAAAAAAACAAAAAACAAAACAGAACGCGCAGUCUUCUUCAAAGCGGAGCAGCGGGGGGAAAACCUGCGUCUUACUGUAUGUCAGCUCAUUUAGUGCGCUUAGUGAUAAAAGAAGAAAAAAAAAUCUGGAGCCAAAAGAAAACAGCUUGUUUAUCAGUGUUUUGUGAUAUUUUGAUGUUCUCAAAUUACUCAGCAUGGAAAUGGUAUUGGUGUUUACAUAUAAAUAUAUAAUAAUAUGGACAAAUGAUUAUAAAAACAUGCAUCGGAGAUGAAUUAUUCAAGUCAUCGUGUUCUGAAGAGUUUGAUCAAUCUGCACUCAAUAAAAAGGAAUUAUUCUGGGACCAAACAAAUGUCUCUCAAAUUAUUUCAUGAUUUAAAAGAAGAAAACAAGUGUUCACACAGAAGUCUCUUUUUGUACUGCUUAUUUAUUCUGGGCAGAUACAGAUGUUACCCACAGUCAGCAGCUGGAUCAUUAAACAAAUGGACCUUUCUGCGGGGAUAACAAAAUAAUAAAAAAAAUAAUAAAAAACACAAGACGAUUCCUGCAGCUCACCACAGAAUACAAAGCUCAACUCGGCACUACGCCUCCCUGGCGCUGAUCUCACUGCACAAGAUGGAGGAUGACGAAUGCGGAGGGGGGGGGGGGGGGCG
Pungitius pungitius (ninespine stickleback) is the source of this 2998-nucleotide messenger RNA. It is a transcript of the gene chgb, whose product is annotated as chromogranin B. Gene Ontology annotation, cellular component: secretory granule. The transcript has 7 exons. Bases 85 to 2349 code for a protein of 754 amino acids. Lineage: Eukaryota; Metazoa; Chordata; Actinopteri; Perciformes; Gasterosteidae. The record is from RefSeq and is a predicted model, not a curated record.